ACCACUUGUGUUUUAUAAAUAUGUACAAGUUCACGAUUGUCGUACUAGCUUUAGUCGCCGUAGCAGCGGCGUCGCCAGGAUACGGCAGCGGCGGCAGCCACGGCGGAGGAUUUGGACAACAAGGCCAGGGUGGAUUUGGCCAAGGUGGCCAAGGUGGAUUUGGCAGCCAAGGCGGCCAUAGUGGAUCCCACGGCCAACACGGCCAACAUGGCCAACAUGGUUCCCAGGGCCAGGGCGGAUUUGGCGGCCAAGGUGGAUUCGGCCAACAGCAUGGCGGAUUUGGCGGACAAGGUGGCCAACAUCAGGGCGGACACAGCGGCCAAUCUGGAUUCGGCCAUCAUCAGAGCGGACAUAGCGGCCAAGGUGGAUACGGCCAUGAAUAUGACAGCGACGAACAUUAA
Maniola jurtina (meadow brown) is the source of this 401-nucleotide messenger RNA. Its product is annotated as glycine-rich cell wall structural protein-like. The coding region runs from base 21 to 401 and encodes 126 amino acids. The record is from RefSeq and is a predicted model, not a curated record. The transcript is spliced from 4 exons. NCBI's taxonomy places the organism in Eukaryota, Metazoa, Arthropoda, Insecta, Lepidoptera, Nymphalidae.